AAUAGCCGAUUUCAAACUCGACCCUCAAUAAUACAAAUAGAGAGCGAAAGACCUGCAACACACACACACACAAACAAAAUGACGAGUUCAACAACAACGACAAGACGACCUCAUAUAUGGUCUUUGGCAUUAUGCAGCAUUUUGCUGGCAUCUGUGGCCAGGGCCACACCCGAUUCCACAGCCACAUCCUCUGCUCCCCACAGCAGCAGCAGCACAGACCAUUAUAAGGCUGAUCAAAACUAUCUCUGCCCCGAAGACUGCCACUGUGUCUUGGCUCACAACACACACAAACCACUUCUGCAUGCCAAAUGUUCCUCGCUCAAGGGUCUGAGAUCAGAUCAGCCACUAACCGCCACUCUGCCCGUACAUUCCAUUGAUUUGUCGUUCCUCAAUCUGACUCGCCUCUCACACUCUUUGGAAAAGCUUCACGACAUCACCUCCAUCGAUUUGUCCCACAAUGAUCUGCAUGAAAUUGGCCAUCUGGGUCGUCGCAUCAAGAAACUUAAUCUUAAGCACAAUCGAAUCACCUCCGCCAAGUUGGCCAAGAUGCCACAACAUUUGCAAACGUUGAACUUGCAACACAAUGACAUUACCAACUUGCCUUUGGAAUUCACCCAUUUGACCCACCUGCAAUCCUUGGAGCUCAGUCACAAUCCCAUUAACUGUUCCUGUGAAACAUUGGAGGUCCGUAACUGGUUGCAGGAACGUCAUGUCUUUAUGGAACAUCCAGUCACCUGUGCCUAUCCUGCGCUCUACAAAAACCGUCCCUGGUUGCAAGUCAAACAGUCGGUAGUAUGUGAACAAGAGAAGAAAGGAUGGUUACCCGAGGAGGAUGAAAAUGAAUUGAUGAUGGGCGAUCAACCAAUUGAGGGUUCGGGUGAUGAUUAUGCUGAGGAAGAAGAAUUGGGCAAGGAUUAUAUGCCACUUGAAUCAAAAACCACCACACCCAAAAAUCCCAACAUUGGCCUCUUCGAUGAACUUGAGGGUUCUGGAGAUUUAAGUGAAGUUGCUGUACCCUUGGAUAUGUUGAUGUCAUCCACCACCACUGAACAACCCCAUGAACAACAUGAAGAAAUUAAGGAACACGAAGAACCCGAAGCCACAACAGAUUUCCCCGAAGAAUUGCAAGAAGAAGAUGAAGAAGAUGGUUCCGGUAGUGGUGGUGGUAUUCUCUUCAUUCCGCCCUUGCCCAAGGAAAGCAUUAUCCCCGACGAUUUCGAUGUGCCCGCCUCAGAGGAAAAUGAGGAAGACGAAGACAAUCAACCAAUUGAGGAACCCAUUAUUACUCCCGAUAUCUUCAAGGAACACUUGGGUAUCUUUGAUGGUGAUGAGAACAGAGCAUCCUCCACCCAAGCCCCUGACUCCGUGCCCGCCGAAAAAGAUCAAAGCGAAGAGGAAGUUAUCAAGGCCGAACAUGUACCCUCAUUGGCCGCUGACUUACCUGCCGAAACAGCUGGCCAAGAACCCAGCACCGAAGGUCCCGAAGCUGAUGUUGCCCAGGCCAAGGUUGGUGAACCCGACGACAGCAAGGCCACUUAUUUGUUGUGGGGUGUUAUUACCUUCAUUGUCCUCGGUCUUAUUCUGUUUGUGGCAAUUAAACAGUGCAAGAACCGCAGUCGCAACCGCAAUGAUGCUGAAAAUCCUCAAACCGAAUUGGUGGCAAUGGACAAGAAACAGCUGGGCAAACCAUUGCGUAAUGGUGUUCCCGAGCAUGUGCCAUUGAUUGGAGAGAAAACAAAAUCCGAUAUGGCUAAACCCAUUAACGGUUCCAAACCCUAUGACAAUGGUGAUGUUAAAGAUGGCCCUGGUCAACAACAGCCCUUGUUAAAUGGCAACGGUAAUGCUGGUACGGAGGCUCAAGAUGAACCCGUUUCACGACCCGACUCACAAUUACAGGCACCCCAUGAAUAUUAUCCCAUUUCACCGCGUUAUCCCACCCCUCAGUCACCACGUGCCUCCAAAUAUAAUCAACAAAAUGCCGAACCCAAUAACAAUGACCCCGACGCCUAUUUGCCAUCAUCACCAAAAUCCGGCAGAUACUCACCAGUAUAUUCGCCCGUGACGGGCCGCGUUAAGAUUAAGUUGAGCGAAACACCCCGGCCCAAGACACCAAUGUUGGUGACACGUAGCCGCUCAAAUGCUGGCGAUAUAAUUACCACACCACUCAGGCCUGCCAAUCAACCAAUGCAGAGUUUCCAAGCGCCCGAACCAGUGCAUACGGCUGCGACAAAUGGUCAUGCUGGAGGAGAACAUCACUGAUGGUGAGC
Messenger RNA from Musca vetustissima, 2267 nucleotides. It is a transcript of the gene wdp, whose product is annotated as protein windpipe. Gene Ontology annotation, molecular function: protein binding. The coding region runs from base 79 to 2259 and encodes 726 amino acids. Lineage: Eukaryota; Metazoa; Arthropoda; Insecta; Diptera; Muscidae. The record is from RefSeq and is a predicted model, not a curated record. The transcript has a single exon.